CCAGCUCAGGAGAAUAUGAUCCUACACAUGUGCACAUGUGCCUCGACAUUUCACAUUAGGAAUGCUGACAGACUGAAACAGACACACACACACACACACACACACUUCAGUCCUUUUCUUUCUGCUCCGGACCGCCGCAGAAACACCGAACGCACACGCACUCAGCAGGUGAAAGUUUAUUCUCUUAUGUCGGAUAACAGACCUCAUGGAUCCAGAUCAGAUCCUCCGGAUCAGGAUCAGAUGAUGGAGUAUUUCACACAGCAGGUCCUGUACCUGAAGGAGAAAGCCAUGCUGCAGACGUCUGUGAGGGAAGAGAAGAAACUGCUGGUUGAAAAUGCCAAACUAAAGAAAGACAUCGAUGAUCUGAAGAAGCUCCUGCAUGAAACACAGAAGAGGAAAGCAGUAAAGCUGCAUCAGGAGAGAGUUCUAACGGCAACGAUCGCAACUAAAACUGCCCUGCUGGGGGAAACGACCCCUCCGUCACAAACGGCCCCGUCCACCCGGUCAGAGACGAGCACCACACACGCCCGACACGACGGGAGACGCAGGAGAGACAGGAGAGGUUUGGACGCGGCGCAUCUGAACAGUUCUGAGUCCGCAUGCGCUCUGAUACGCGAGCAGAAACCCGACGUGUCCCGUCUGGACCUGCGGGUCGGGCGCAUUCUGGACGUCCGGAAACAUCCAGAUUCAGCAUCACUGUAUGUCCAGGAGGUGGAGUUAGGAGAACCCGCCCCCAGAACUGUGGUCAGCGGAUUGACCAAUCACAUGCCUCCAGAACAGCUGGUUGGCUGUCUGGUGGUGUUGUUGUGUAACGUGCGGCCAAUGAAGGUACGAGGCGUUCAGUCUCAGGCCCGCCUCCUCUGCGCUGUCAAUCAAGAGAUCAUGGAACCCUUAACUCCGCCCACCACCGCUCAGCCUGGCGACAAAGUCACUUUCGAGAAUUACCCCGGUGAACCUGAGAAAGAGCUGAAUCCUAAACAGCGGAUCUGGGAGCGUUUACAGCCCGACCUGUGCAUAGAUUUGAAGGGCGUGGCCACGUAUAAGGGCGUGGCCUUUCAGGUCCGUGGGAAGGGCCUCUGCCGGGCCCCGAGCAUCAGCAACGGCGGGAUCAAAUAACAGACAAGCUUCACAAAAAAACUGACAUCUAACAUCAAAAGCUAAUCAAUAAAUUAUUAA
Molecule: messenger RNA, 1176 nt
Organism: Labeo rohita (rohu)
Lineage: Eukaryota; Metazoa; Chordata; Actinopteri; Cypriniformes; Cyprinidae
Gene: aimp1b
Product: aminoacyl tRNA synthetase complex interacting multifunctional protein 1b
Exons: 7
Coding region: 16-1116 (366 amino acids)
Molecular function (GO): tRNA binding
Source: RefSeq, a predicted model, not a curated record